Aspergillus niger is the source of this 843-nucleotide messenger RNA. RefSeq lists its product as hypothetical. The coding region runs from base 1 to 843 and encodes 280 amino acids. The record is from RefSeq and is a predicted model, not a curated record. NCBI's taxonomy places the organism in Eukaryota, Fungi, Ascomycota, Eurotiomycetes, Eurotiales, Aspergillaceae. The transcript has 7 exons.
AUGGAAGAACUACGGAGUACUACAACUGUCAAUAAAGUCGAUGUAUGCACUGCAUGCAGUAGGAAGGCUCAGCUUUACUACCCAGUGUCUAAAGUAUGGCAACGGUCUGCCCGACCUCAUGCGUUGCUUAAGAAACACGCCCUACUAUGUGGCGGUGCGUCCUCUGUAGCAUACUGCGCCUUCCAUCACAUGCAUCACGUGGCAAUCCUGCCUAAACGGGCUAUUUGUUUGGCCUAUACCAUUACUUCUACUUUGAUUGACAUAACUGCUCUUAGUCUCAUGCUACUUUCCCCCUUUACGGAUGAGCAACAUCAUGAAGGUUACUGGGAACACAAUAGACACAACAACGCUCUACAUCGCCGCUUAAUUGAUGGAUGCGGCAAUUGUCCGAACGGACACCUGCAGGCCUACAGCCGCAACAACCCAUGCGUCGGCGGGAGAGCUCUCGGAUACGAGGUGGUCAGGCUCACUAGAGAUGCUCAUCCGCUACGAAAUCCAAUUAUAUCGCGUGGCCAACUCAUCCCAAGCCAGAGAAAUUUUGCCUAUGAAGAUGGUCAUGCGCCUAAGUACGGUCUCGGCAAACGUGCAUAUGGCUGUGCUGUGCUACUACAGCUCAUAUUUAGAGACCCUUGUUGUUCCAAAUCUGCGCCAGCGGCACGCCCGCGAAGUUCGGUCUCACCAAAUAAAGAUUUGUAUGCAGCCAUAUUGUAUGGCGCUUUGAUCUUCUGGCCGAUUAACGCUUAUAUUCUUACCCGAGCAGCAACGAAUAAUCCCGACAUCACGCCAAGUAGACGCAAAGGGUAUAAAUACAAAGACGAUGCAGGAGUCAACGGUCCUUCCUAG